Ailuropoda melanoleuca (giant panda) is the source of this 1422-nucleotide messenger RNA. RefSeq names its product tripartite motif-containing protein 60. The record is from RefSeq and is a predicted model, not a curated record. Gene Ontology annotation, molecular function: protein binding; zinc ion binding. The transcript has a single exon. Bases 1 to 1422 code for a protein of 473 amino acids. Lineage: Eukaryota; Metazoa; Chordata; Mammalia; Carnivora; Ursidae.
AUGGAGUUUAUUACAGCCCUGGCAGACCUCCAAAUGGGGGCUAGCUGUCCCAUCUGUCUGGACUACUUGAAAGAGCCAGUGACCAUCAACUGUGGACAUAACUUCUGUCUCUCCUGCAUCAGUAUGUUCUGGAAGAAUCUAAAUGGGACUUUCCCCUGCCCCUUUUGCCGUUACUGCUCUCCAGAGAGGAAAUUCACAAACAAUCCCCAACUGGGUAAUUUGAUUGAAAUUGCUAAGCUACUACAGAUAAGAAGAAGCAAGAGGAAGAGGAAGGAAGAGAAGCUUAUAUGUGAAAAACAUAAUCAGGUUUUGACCUUUUUCUGUCAGAAGGACCUAGAAGUUUUAUGUCCACAGUGUAGUUUCUCCGCUGAUCACCAGAACCACUAUAUUUGGCCCAUAGAGAAGGCUGCUCCCUAUCAUAGGAAAAGAUUGCAGAAUUGUACUGAACUAUGGAAGGAGAGAGUAGAACAAGUUGAAAAAGUGAUAACUAUGCAAAGCAGAAAAUCACUGGAACUGAAGAAGAAGGUACAGUGUAGGAGAGAAGAAAUAAAGUCUGAAUUUGAGCAGAUUUUGUUGUUUCUCAAAAAUGAGCAAGAGAUUGUGCUUCGGCAAUUACAAGAUGAAGAAAUGGAUACUUUAACAAAACUAAAUGAAAACCUAACAACAUUUUCAAAUUAUCUUUCCACAUUAAAACAUCUAUCAAAGGAAAUAGAGGGCAAAUAUAUGAAGUCAGAGCUGGAAUUACUGACAGGUGUUAAAAGUAUCUACCAUAGAUAUAAAACCUUAAAGUCCCCUGAACCUUUUUUGUUCCAAUUAAAGGAAUAUGGUUACCAUUUUGCUCCACAAUAUUCUGGCCUAAAUAAAAUUACCAAGAGAUUUCAGGUGGAUCUAAUUCUAGAUCCUGAAACAGCACAUCGUAAGCUUAUUGUCUCAGAAGAUAGAAAAACUGUGCAAUAUGGAAAUAAAAGGCAUAACUUACCUCAUAACCCAAGGAGGUUUUAUCUCUGCCAGGCUGUUCUGGCUUCUAGGGGUUAUAAUUCUGGCAGGCAGUAUUGGGAGGUGGAAGUGAAAGACAAGCCUGAAUGGAUUGUGGGUAUCUGUAGAGACUCUCUUUCCAGAAGGAGAAAGAAUCAGUGUCAACCAAUUUUAGCACAGGAUGGAUUAUGGGGUGUUGGACGAUGUAGUCAGAGUAAUUAUAUUGCAUUGGGUCCUAAAAAAAUUAAUCUUCUGCCAAAAGUAAUACCUAGAAAGAUUGGCAUUUUUUUAGACUGUGAGUUGUGUGAGGUUUCCUUUUAUAAUUUGAGUGAUAGAUCCCUUCUCUAUAUUUUUAACUAUUGUCUUACAGAAACACUUUGGCCUUAUUUCUAUACUGGAACUGACUCAAAACCUCUUAAAAUCUGUACAGUAACAGAUUCUGAAUGA